This is a messenger RNA of Cucurbita moschata (crookneck pumpkin), 2601 nucleotides long. RefSeq names its product adagio protein 1. Bases 293 to 2128 code for a protein of 611 amino acids. The record is from RefSeq and is a predicted model, not a curated record. The transcript has 2 exons. Gene Ontology annotation, cellular component: cytosol; SCF ubiquitin ligase complex; nucleus. Gene Ontology annotation, molecular function: protein binding. NCBI's taxonomy places the organism in Eukaryota, Viridiplantae, Streptophyta, Magnoliopsida, Cucurbitales, Cucurbitaceae. Gene Ontology annotation, biological process: response to blue light; circadian rhythm.
CCCACCUCCCACCUCCUCUACCUCCGCCUUAGCCUCCCCCCCCCCCUUACCCACAAUCAUCUCCCCAUUCCUUUCCUUCAAGCCUUAACCACCCAGUUUUCUCCUCUCUAUCCCACCCUCACAAUACGAAACCAACCCAAAAUCCCUGCUAAAUUCGGUUUUCCGCCCUAAUUCUUCCUUCUCCUCCUCCUAAAACCCUGUUUUCUGCCCUCUCAUCGCCCUGAUUUCUCCCGCCGGAUUCCAUAUAUCUACAUGGGUUGAACACUGCUUCUGGGUUUUGGAACAAACCGAAAUGGAGUGGGACAGCAAUUCGGAUCUGAGCGCCGACGACGACGACGAGGGCUUCCUUCUCAACGAUGGCGGCCCUCUUCCUUUCCCUGUCGAGAACUUGUUCCAAACUGCCCCAUGUGGCUUCGUCGUCACCGAUUCUCUUGAACCUGACCAUCCCAUCAUUUAUGUCAACACCGUCUUCGAAAUGGUUACUGGAUAUCGGGCCGAGGAAGUUCUCGGUCGCAAUUGUCGAUUCUUGCAAUGUAGAGGUCCAUUUGCAAAAAGAAGGCAUCCAUUGGUCGACUCUUCCGUGGUUUCAGAAAUCAGAAGAUGUCUAGAGGAUGGCACUGAAUUUCAAGGAGAGUUGUUGAACUUUAGGAAAGAUGGAACCCCAUUAAUGAAUAAAUUGAGGUUAACACCUAUCUAUGGAGAUGAUGAAACAGUAACUCAUGUUAUUGGUAUCCAAUUCUUCACUGAAGCAGAUAUUGAUCUGGGACCUGUGACCAGUUCUACAACAAAGGAAUUAGCGAAAUCAUCUGAUAGGUUUCGUUCUGGCCUUUCAUCUUUUCGCGUUACAUCUGUUGGCGACCGAAAUAUUUGUCGUGGUGUAUGUGGUAUUUUUCAAUUAAGUGAUGAGGUGAUAUCCUUGAAAAUACUCUCACGGUUGACACCCAGAGAUAUUGCAUCGGUGGGAUCUGUUUGUAGGCGGUUUUAUGAGCUGACAAAGAAUGAGGAUCUCUGGAGAAUGGUCUGCCAAAAUGCCUGGGGUAGCGAAACAACACGUGUUCUAGAGACCGUGCCUGGUGCAAAAACUCUUGGCUGGGGCCGGUUAGCGAGAGAAUUGACAACUCUUGAAGCUGCUGCCUGGAGGAAGCUGACCGUUGGGGGAUCUGUCGAACCCUCACGAUGCAACUUUAGUGCGUGUGCAGUUGGUAAUAGAGUUGUACUAUUCGGUGGGGAGGGUGUUAAUAUGCAACCGAUGAAUGAUACCUUUGUACUCGAUUUAAAUUCUAGUAAACCAGAAUGGCAGCAUGUUCAAGUUAGUUCUCCACCUCCUGGUAGAUGGGGUCAUACUCUUUCUUGUGUAAAUGGUUCUCAUUUAGUCGUCUUUGGAGGUUGUGGAAGACAGGGCUUGCUUAAUGAUGUUUUCUUGUUGGAUUUGGACGCAAAUCCUCCUGCCUGGCGUGAAAUAUCUGGAUUGGCUCCUCCGCUUCCGAGAUCAUGGCAUAGCUCCUGCACUCUCGAUGGCACGAAAUUGAUAGUCUCCGGUGGAUGUGCGGAUUCUGGAGUACUCCUUAGUGAUACCUUUCUGCUUGACCUCUCAAUGGAGAAACCCAUAUGGAGGGAGAUACCUGUAUCUUGGACUCCUCCCUCUCGGUUGGGGCACACGUUAUCUGUGUAUGGUGGGCGGAAGAUUUUGAUGUUUGGGGGUUUAGCAAAAAGUGGACCUCUUCGGUUUCGAUCAAGCGACGUCUUCACAAUGGACUUAAGUGAGGAGGAACCAUGUUGGAGAUGCGUAACUGGAAGCGGAGUACCGGGUGCUGGAAACCCAGGAGGGGUAGCACCUCCGCCUAGACUGGACCAUGUUGCUGUGAGCCUCCCAGGUGGAAGAAUACUGAUCUUUGGCGGGUCAGUUGCGGGUCUUCACUCAGCAUCACAGCUUUAUCUGCUGGACCCAACAGAAGAGAAACCGACAUGGAGGAUAUUGAAAGUACCUGGACGGCCUCCCAGGUUCGCAUGGGGACACAGCACAUGCGUCGUAGGGGGAUCGAGAGCAAUAGUCCUGGGAGGUCAAACUGGAGAGGAGUGGAUGCUAAGUGAGCUUCAUGAGCUAUCAUUGGCAAGUUCUGUGAUCUGAACUGAUGAAUGAAAGAGAGAGAUGAAUCGAGAGAUUGGCAGAAAUGUUGUUGGUCUGGUCAGGACUCUGUAUUAAAAAUGUAUGUUCCAAAAGUGCUGCAUCAUAUUCUUGUAAGGAAGGAAUUGUUCUGACUCAGAAUAAAACUUUAAAUUCAGGUUGAAACGAGCGAGUGGAUAGCGGUUCGUGUGAUCUGUGUAUGAAGUAUAUUCUUGUUCUUCUUCCAUAGUAAGUAGUAGGGGGUUAGAAGAUAGGUUUCAAUGAUCAUAUUCUUAUUGUUAUAAGAAGAAUGUUUUGGUCCAAUUCAGAUUCAAUAGGGAUUGAGUGAGUGAGUGAGUCCAUGUCGAUCAUGUCUUCUCUGUAAUAACUUUGUGCUCUGCUUGGCCCAUCCUUCUUCUUAUUCAUCACCUCAACAAAGGAUGAUCUGUAAUAACAUUUCUGCUUUGCUGGUAGAGACAGCCAUUGAAGGAAAGGAA